UCACUUCACCUUCCCCCGUUUUAGGGUUUUGAUUAGGGCUUUUCAUGCUUCGUACUGAAGCUCUGUUUCUUCAGAGAAUGUAACUCAUCUUUCUAUUUCAGAACUAGGGUUUUUCUUUUUACCUAGGUUUUUGUUCUUAUUUAGUAGAAAUUUCUCAUUUCCACCGUCACACUCUCUCCCAUUUUUUGUGGGUUUCUUUUGAAAAGAUUGGAAAAGCUCUGUGUCUCUGUGAUUUCUCUGCUCCCCUUUUCAGUCAAAUUUAGAAGCUUUAAAGUACCCCGGCAAUCCUUUCACCUUCUCCUAACCAGUUUUAUAGUACUUCAACUGCUUUUUGCCCAUUUGAGUCCUGUUUUUCAUUCCAUUAAAAAGAAGAAGAAGAAGAAGAAGAAGAAGAAUGGCUCCUUCCUCCAGUACUACCAGAAGUGGCAGCACAAGGACAAAGAGGACAAGAAAACCCAGGGCAAGACAGUACAAGAAGAGGCUUGCAAUUGCAAAGACAGAGAAUAAGAAAGCAGCAGAGGAGGGUUCCUGUACCAGCUCUGAUUGCUUUUCAAAGAAUAUGGGUGGCGGCUUUGAUUUCAAAGGUGUUGAUGUUGAUGAUGAUAUCCCAGAAAGUCCCUGCUCCACACCAAAAGCUCAAAGAUUUCGAAUACCGGAGAUCGAGACAUGCCCUCCAGCUCCAAAGAAGCAAAGGGUACUCUCCAAUUGCUCAUUCCACAGAAAGCCUAUUGCUUUCUUUGCCUCUCCUGAUUUAGAGCUCUUCUUCUGCUUUGCUCUUCGAGAUAUCUCAGUCUAAAUCCUUUGGACAGACUUCAACAAAAUAUAGCAAAAAGCUCAUUUCAAUAGUUAAAGAGGUGGUCUAUAUCUAAUCUUUGAUAUUUUCUUAUAAUAUAGAUUCAGAUUGAGUUUUUUUUUUUUUUCUUGGAUUUGAUCAUUGAAUUAGGUAAGUGUGAGAGUUUGAGAUAUUCUGGAGUGAAUGGUUUAGGAUUUUAGUUGAGUUUUCAAAAUUGUAGGGUACAUACUAAUAACUUAAUUUAGCUUUAUUGCCUACUUUUUUUUCUUUAAUAUUUGUUUUUUCAAAUGUAUUGCUGACUUUUUUC
Rubroshorea leprosula is the source of this 1100-nucleotide messenger RNA. The record is from the annotation of a GenBank genome assembly. Lineage: Eukaryota; Viridiplantae; Streptophyta; Magnoliopsida; Malvales; Dipterocarpaceae.